AAAUUAUAACUAAACCUCUUUGUUAAAAAAAAAAAAAUUAUAACUAAACCUCGCUUGUACUAUUUGCCACGGCCACUUUCGAGUGUGAGAUCUGAGAUCACUCAGGGGCUGACGCCGUCCUCAUCCCUGCGUCGGCGAUUGGGUGCUGUCAUCGUCGAGACACUUUAUCAAGUUUUGAUUUUUCGGGAACAUAUAAUUUAAUGGAGGGGCUAGUGGGUUCUUCUCAAGUCACGCAUAUUCCUACACAUUGUAGACAAAGUCUCCUACCUUUUGUUCCUACACUUUUGGUGAAAUUUGCACCACGUUCGUAUAGAAGCCAUUUCAGGAUGAAGAACCUUCCCAACAAGUCUUUUAGCCCAAUCGUUGCUUCGGUUCAACCACUGGAAGAAACCUCAGUCCCUAACCGAUACGAUAACACACAGCCAUCCAAAGGGGCCCUUGAGUUAUGGAGAAACGCCAAUGCAGUGUGCUUUGACGUGGAUAGCACAGUGUGCGUGGAUGAAGGCAUUGAUGAGCUUGCGGAAUUUUGUGGAGCUGGAAAGGCUGUUGCUGAAUGGACCGCAAGGGCAAUGAGUGGUUCAGUGCCUUUUGAAGAUGCCUUGGCUGCCAGACUUUCCUUGUUUAAUCCUUCUCUGUCCCAAGUUCAGGAAUUUCUUGAAAAGAGGCCCCCAAGGCUUUCUCCUGGCAUAGAUGAGUUGGUCAAGAAACUGAAGGUCAAUGAUAAGGAUGUUUUCCUGAUAUCUGGAGGUUUUCGUCAAAUGAUCAAUCCUGUUGCAUCAAUCCUCGGUAUACCUCCUGGCAACAUUUUUGCCAAUCAACUUUUGUUUGGAAGUUCUGGGGAGUUUCUUGGGUUUGACAAAAGUGAGCCUACUUCACGAAGUGGGGGCAAAGCUAAGGCAGUGCAGCAAAUAAGGGAGGCUCAUAAUUACAAGUCACUAGUCAUGAUUGGAGAUGGAGCAACUGAUCUUGAGGCGCGUAAACCUGGAGGUGCUGAUUUGUUCAUUUGCUACGCUGGUGUUCAACUUCGAGCUGCUGUUGCAGCAAAUGCGGAUUGGCUUGUUUUCGAUUUCAAAGACCUGAUAAGUUCCUUGGACUAACCUGGGUUCUUCGCUAGCCCUGCUCCAUUCUUUGUUUUUGUUGUGGUUGCUUGCAUGUUGGCACUAUAGAAUAGAACUAUUUCAUAUUUGUGUAAGAUGCUUUCUUUCCUUCAUUACAAGGGGAAGUGUAAAAAACUCAUAUCAGAAUGAAUAAGCAGAGUUUGAUGCUCUUUUCAGCCUGCAAAUGAAAAUGACACUUUCUUCUUUGGUUA
Humulus lupulus (European hop) is the source of this 1309-nucleotide messenger RNA. Its product is annotated as phosphoserine phosphatase, chloroplastic. The record is from RefSeq and is a predicted model, not a curated record. NCBI's taxonomy places the organism in Eukaryota, Viridiplantae, Streptophyta, Magnoliopsida, Rosales, Cannabaceae. The transcript is spliced from 8 exons. The coding region runs from base 201 to 1097 and encodes 298 amino acids. Gene Ontology annotation, molecular function: magnesium ion binding; L-phosphoserine phosphatase activity. Gene Ontology annotation, cellular component: cytoplasm. Gene Ontology annotation, biological process: L-serine biosynthetic process; dephosphorylation.